CCCGCUUUGAGACCCAUGCCAGGCCCUGCGCGGCGUGCCCGACGCGAUGAAAGAAGUGGCGUCCUGGUCGCCCGAGGAGGUGGCGCGCUGGCUGGCGGAGAAUGCCGUGCCCGAGUACUGUGAGCCGCUGCGGAGCUUCACCGGGCGGGACCUCAUCAACCUGACGGCGGAGGAUUUCGAGCAGUCGCCGCUGGCGCGCGUGUCCGCGGACAGCGGGCAGCGGCUGCUGCACAUGAUCGAGGYGCUCAAGAUGGCCCACCACCUGGAGGCGCACAAGAACGGGCACGCCAACGGGCACGCGCACCUCGGCGCCAAGGUGCAGCUCAACGGGAUGCCCAACGGCUACAAGAAGGAGAUGAUCAAGAUCCCCAUGCCGGAGCCGGAGCGCUCGCAGUAUCCCAUGGAGUGGGGGAAGACUUUCCUGGCUUUUCUUUAUGCACUUUUUUGUUUCAUCUUCACCACGGUGACUAUCUCGGUCGUUCACGAGCGAGUGCCUCCCAAGGAGGUGCAGCCCCCGCUCCCGGACGCGUUUUUUGAUCACUUUGAUCGGGUGCAAUGGGCCUUUUCUAUUUGUGAAAUCAACGGCAUGAUCCUUGUAGGACUCUGGUUUGUUCAGUGGCUGCUCUUAAAAUACAAGUCUAUUAUAAGCAGAAGGUUUUUCUGUAUAGUUGGCACACUGUACCUGUACCGGUGUAUUACCAUGUACGUAACUACACUCCCAGUACCGGGCAUGCAUUUCAACUGCUCUCCAAAGCUUUUUGGAGACUGGGAAUCCCAUCUGCGCAGGAUAAUGAAGUUGCUCGCUGGCGGAGGGCUGUCCAUCACGGGCUCCCACAACAUGUGUGGUGACUACCUGUACAGCGGCCACACCGUCAUAUUAACGCUCACCUACUUAUUUAUCAAAGAGUAUUCUCCACGGCGCCUCUGGUGGUAUCACUGGCUUUGCUGGACGCUCAGCAUGGUUGGGAUGUUCUGCAUCCUCCUUGCUCAUGACCACUACACUGUGGACGUGGUGGUGGCUUACUACAUCACUACACGACUCUUCUGGUGGUAUCACACCAUGGCCAACCAGCAAGUGCUAAAAGAAGCUUCCCAAACUAACCUCCUGGCAAGGGUCUGGUGGUACAAGCCCUUCCAGUACUUUGAGAAGAACGUCCAAGGAAUCGUACCUCGCUCCUACCACUGGCACUUCCCCUGGCCGGUGCUCCACCGGGGUAGGCAAGUUAAAUACAGCAGAUUGGUGAACGACACAUAACAGCGUGUCCAAAAGACAAAAAAAAACCCACAACGUGGGGGGCAAGGACCUGUCCCAAGUGCUAAGAACUCCGUACGAGAAGAUGCCAUAAAACAAAACAAAAAAACCCUGCUCCCUAACCCUUUCUUUUAACAGUUACCUUGACUUUAACCUAUUCAGUUACCUGGUAAGCACUGUGAUCUUUUUUUCUCUCCAAAGGAUCUGCGUUGGACAACAAUAAAGAAAAUUUAACUUAUCAUGCACUGUUAUACAUUUCUUGUUAAUCGAUUUGGGAUUUGCAUUACCCAUCACCAUGUUCCUUUGUAUAUGAUGCGACAGCAUAGAUGAAAGCUUUUAUAUCAUAAGUUCUGGUCUUUCCAGUCACGUCUGGGAAUAAAGCAUAUUAUUUUCUUGGGAAAACAUACUUUUCAUAUCUCUUGCCCCAAAGAUUGGGCUGUAAGCCAUUUUCUAACAAAUGACUCUGUGAAGGUUUCUAAAUUACCUGCCUUGGGUAAAAAUGGAGAAAUCUUUCUACCUGUUGCACCGAGACAAAUAUAAGAUGAUAGACACAGGAAGGUUUGGGAAUCUCGAUUUUGUAGAAUCUGCAGUGACUGUGUCCAAAAGUGUGCAAAAAAAAAAAAGGAAAAAAAAAAAAAAAAGAUGUAGAGUGAUUUUCUAAGUAUUUCCUAACUUUAUUUUUCAAAAUGUGUAUGAAGAUUAAAUAUAAAAAGAUUUUUACAUGUCAGAGAAUAGAGAGUUAAAAUUUAAAAACAAAAAUGCUUCUUGGGAGAAAGAGAUUUGUCUAUGUUUCUAGUGCCUUUCUUGUCUUGAUUGUACGGUCAGUAGGCAGACAUAAAUGUUUUUAUUUAAAAUAAAGUAUUCCAUAAAAGCAGAGUAUAUAUACUGUAUAAUUACUAAUUUUUUUUUUUUUUUGCAUUUAUAGCUAAAUUAAACUGGAAAUUUGCUUAUAAGGUUGAAAUUGCCAUGUGUAGGGAAAAAGCAAAUGUAGAGGGUCUGAUCUUGUUCACACAUUGUGGGCAGGUCGUAUUAAAAGAUAUCACUUUAUUGUCUACUUGGUAGCUGUAUUUAAAAAAACAAAAAAACAAAAAAAAACAGCCAUGAAUUCCUGUUUUUUAAGAAUUUUACAAAUGAUCACUGAGUGAACUACGAAUGGUUUCUCCAGCCCGUGUUGAAAUGUUGUUGCAAAACAACAAAGAUAAUCUAUUUCUUUAAAAUAUUUGUGCAGAAACUGCAUGUAAUUAUACGUUUCACUCCUACCAUACAUAAUGUAUGUCUGGGGAAAUAUUCUAUGCUACGUGCAGAACAUGCCAAUGUGCAGAACAAAAUAGAUUUUUUAAGAAUGAAGAAGAAAAAUAUAUAUAAAUAUAUAUAUAUAUAUCCAGUCUGUAUUUUACGUGAAACAGAGUUAUCUUCUGUAGGGUUUUUGUGUAUUCACAAGGUGAUAUUUGUAUUGUAAAACAAAAAAUGGUGAAGGAAAAUAAAAAGGCUUUU
Nothoprocta perdicaria is the source of this 2746-nucleotide messenger RNA. It is a transcript of the gene SGMS1, whose product is annotated as sphingomyelin synthase 1. Gene Ontology annotation, cellular component: Golgi membrane; endoplasmic reticulum membrane. Gene Ontology annotation, biological process: sphingomyelin biosynthetic process; ceramide biosynthetic process. Gene Ontology annotation, molecular function: protein binding; sphingomyelin synthase activity; ceramide cholinephosphotransferase activity. The record is from RefSeq and is a predicted model, not a curated record. The transcript has 5 exons. NCBI's taxonomy places the organism in Eukaryota, Metazoa, Chordata, Aves, Tinamiformes, Tinamidae. Bases 47 to 1255 code for a protein of 402 amino acids.